Messenger RNA from Maudiozyma barnettii, 1149 nucleotides. It is a transcript of the gene PEP8, whose product is annotated as retromer subunit PEP8. Gene Ontology annotation, cellular component: endosome; retromer complex. The record is from RefSeq and is a predicted model, not a curated record. Gene Ontology annotation, biological process: intracellular protein transport; retrograde transport, endosome to Golgi. The coding region runs from base 1 to 1149 and encodes 382 amino acids. NCBI's taxonomy places the organism in Eukaryota, Fungi, Ascomycota, Saccharomycetes, Saccharomycetales, Saccharomycetaceae. The transcript has a single exon.
AUGAAUAUGUUCUUUAAAUCCCCAAUCGAUGUUGAGAUUCUAUUAGAUGGGGAAGAAUCACGGAAGCAUGUCGACGUACCAAUAACAACAGGUUCUGCUAAUUCAUUACGAAAGGAAUCACUUCCAUUGAUAGAAGAUGGAGAAUCGUUAAAAGGGAUUGUGACCCUUCGUGUUAGGGAAGGAAAGAGAGUGGAGCAUUUGGGUGUAAAAAUAUCUGUGGUAGGAUCCAUUGAUAUGCAAAAAGUUGGUGGUGUAACACCAAGCUCCGCAUCGAAAGGUUCAUCUGCAUCCUCUAAUGCUUCGAAUUACAGUGCUACUGAUUCCAAGAAAAGACAAGUAGAUCAGUUUUUGUAUUUAAGUUAUGAUCUGUGUCCUCCAGGUGAAUUACAACAUUCUCAGAGCUUCCCUUUUACUUUUAAAGAUUUGGCUAAGAUGUAUGAAUCAUAUAAAGGGAAAAACGUCGAUGUCUCAUAUUAUAUUAAAGUCACUGUAACCAGAAAAUCUACAGAUAUUUCUAAAGUCAAAAGAUUCUGGGUAUAUUUAUACAAUGACAUCUCGAAGACUCCUAGUAACUUAACAACUACUAAAACGGGUACUAGAAAGAUCAUAAAUGAGUUUAGUGAUAGUGGAAAAGAUAAUAAUGAUAAACCAAAAGAAACAAAUAGUGCAUCUGAAACUAAUGAAAACAAUAACGAACAAUCUAAAGAUACGGUAGCAUCUAAAGAAAAUGGAGUUGUUCCAAAGCCAGUGAAAUUAGAUAUUGGUAUUGAUAAUUGUUUGCAUAUAGAAUUUGAGUAUGUAAAAUCUCAAUAUACUUUGAAGGAUGUGAUAGUAGGGAGGAUAUACUUUUUAUUGACGAGGCUUCGAGUGAAGUAUAUGGAGCUCAGUUUAAUAACUAGAGAAUCAUCGGGUGUAAAACAAAACAGUGUGAUUAUAGAUACUACAUCAAUUAGAUUUGAAAUAAUGGAUGGGUCUCCAGUGAAGGGAGAAACGAUACCUAUCCGUUUAUUCCUAGGAGGCUAUGACUUGACUCCUAAUAUGAGUUGUAAUUAUUUUACUGUCAAGAACUAUUUAAGUCUUGUGAUAAUCGAUGAGGAUGGGAGACGAUACUUUAAACAAUCAGAGAUAGUUCUGUACCGUACUAGAUAA